Molecule: messenger RNA, 2615 nt
Organism: Tarenaya hassleriana
Lineage: Eukaryota; Viridiplantae; Streptophyta; Magnoliopsida; Brassicales; Cleomaceae
Exons: 6
Coding region: 21-2075 (684 amino acids)
Source: RefSeq, a predicted model, not a curated record
GCCGUCUACUAUGCGAAUCGAUGUCAUCUCCGCCGGCGAUCUCCGAUUUAUUGGCCGUGUUAGCUUCCCGGAUCCAACAUAUCAGCCCGGAAAAUCACGAUGAAGACGAUAUGGAAGCAUCGUCGUCUCUGGAGCUCUCGAUUUCUGAGCUGAACAUCGCUCUGAGCCUUAGCGACGAUUCUAGGGUUAUGGUUUUGGAUGCGGCACUGUCUCUAAUGUGCUUCAAGGCGCCUCAGGUUUUUGAUUCAACGAUUGAGUAUCUGGUGAAGUCAGUUGUUAGUGCUUUAUCAUCUUCAGUCGCUUGUAAGGUACUUCGGCAUCAGAAUGAGGAAACUUUACAGAUUGGAAGCUCGAUAUUAUCUCGUAGCUCGGAGGAAUUUGUCCUACUGUUUAAGGAUAUUAUUGAUAAAUUGAGGGGAAAUGGAAGACUGAGUCCAAUGUUGUUCCAAGCCCUUGUAAGGUCAGCAGCUUCAACAUCUUCCUACCAACAUUUGCUUCCGUUCAGACUUAUCGCACAUCCAAAAUUAGAGGAGGGAAGAAAUAAAGCUGUCUUGAAACUCGGUCACUUGCCAGGACAAUCUUCUAUAGAGAGCCAUGAUAUUUCACUGAGGAGCCUAUUCUGGUAUCUGGAUCCAUUGUGUUUGAAGGAGGAUGUUUCGCGAAUUCUGCAAGAUGUGAUGGAGAGGCCUUUCCUUUGUCUGAAUAAGGAGCUCUUCGAAAAGGCAGAUUGGCAUGACGUGGUCACGUGCCUAGUGCUUUCUCCUUCAAUGUUUAUCAAAACCAGAUCCCUCUUACACAAGUGGUUCCUGCUUACGGGACUUGCUUGUAUUGUUGAUUUCCUUGCCAGUUUGGUCACUGCAAUUAUGGACACAAUUUCAAGACCUUCACGGUGGGGUAUACCAGAGGAACUGGGUUCCAAGUUGCCUUUCUCUGAUGCAUAUUUCCUUUGCAGGCACCAGCUUCUGAGAAUUUUGACCGGCCCUUUGACUUCCGAAGCUCUUGUCAGCUUAGCUUGUGUUGUCAGUGAACCAGUUGAUAUUGCUAGGCAACCACAGUCUGAAUCCAAUAGCAAGACAACCCCGGUAAAUAUGCAGUCAAUAGAUGACAGAUCUCAAUGGGCUUUGGCUAUUAACUUCCCAGACUGGUUUUAUUUUGCUUCCGCCAUACUCUUCUCCGAAGAAGGUUACCAUGGGAAAUACACUUCAGGGACGGCUUACAGUAGACAAGCAUGUUCUGUUGAAGGUAUUUACUCUGCUGCAGCAAGAUACAUUGCUUGGGUUCUGAAUCCUACAAGUGAAAUCAAUCAAGAUUCACUGACCAACUCUUUGAUAAGAGUUGGUCAGUUGUGGACCAGCAAAAAAUACAGCUCCAAGGCACAUCUUAGGGUUACUACUUUUGGAAAGAGGAAGAAAUCAGGAAAGAAUGUUCUUAACAAAGCCGAAGAUCCCAGCGUUCUGGAACUCUUUCUUGAAGAAUUUCACAACAGAAUCUUCCAUUCAGUUUUUGAAUGUUCAAAAGCAAGCGCUUCUGUUAGCCCUGGCCUUCAGAACAGAUUGUUAACUAGAAGAGUCGUGAUUGGGAUAUUGGUUGGCUCUUCAUAUUCUGUAACAGAUGAUGGUUGUGAACUGCUCCUGCAUUAUGUUGCAACUGGGAAAAUUCUUGCCUUGAAUAAAAUUCAGAGUACCGGAUACAAACAAACAAAAGGGAGCUCUAAAACUUCAGCGAAGUUGUCAGAUGAGUUUACAAAGCUGGAGGCCCUUGAAGGCGCCCGUCUUGUUUUCAACUUAACCGACACCAUGGAGAGUAUGUCUGCAUCAAUUUCUGAAACUGAAGAAAAGGCACUGGAGUUUAUUGACCAGGUUAGACAAAGAUCCAGUAAGUACUUGGUCAAAUGCAUCGACCGGCUGAUUCAACUUCACAGUAAAGAAGAAGGAAACUCAGUGCUAAAUGACUUAAACAUUAGACUGAUACACUGGAGAAGCCUAGGGCGAGAAGAACCACAGGUCAACAAAGAUUUGGAAAAUGUUACUGCGAAAUUGACUUGCAAAUUGUCUUCACAUAAUCACAGUGACUAAGGCUGUAAAUGCCACCUUCAGCCUGACUCGUACCAUUUCUGUUUCAUUUUGGGCAAAGCGGUAACCAAGAAAAGGAUUCAAAUUGAGGAGCUAUUUGAGCAGAUCACAACGAAGAUACAGAAGACAGUAAAUAGGAAAGUGUUAUUCAGAAGCAGGUAACUGAAAUCCAUUGCCUUCUAUAUAUUUAUUUUGUAAAAUGUUCUGUGUAUUGGUAUAUUGAGAUAUUUAUAAGUUUAGAAUAUUUAGAUAUAUUUAUAUUAUGGCAUAUUAACAUAUUUGUAUCGUUUCUCAUUCUAUAUACAUGCAUUCCUUUGUAACACAAAUUUCAUAUUAAUAAAAGUAAUCUUUAUUCUCUUAUACUGUGUACAUUUGCAGUGCAUUAUUAGACAGAAUACAAAUGCUAUUCAUUCAUAUUAGCCAAUCAUCUCCGGUAUUUGUAAGUUGUCUUCUUGUACCAACUGCACAAAUUCACAAUUUCCAGCUUUUGCCCCAUCUUAAAAGCAGAGCCAGAAACAAGGAAACAGCUUCUGUCAUGGAAAA